Molecule: messenger RNA, 3011 nt
Organism: Bacillus rossius redtenbacheri
Lineage: Eukaryota; Metazoa; Arthropoda; Insecta; Phasmatodea; Bacillidae
Product: hemocyte protein-glutamine gamma-glutamyltransferase-like
Exons: 10
Coding region: 11-1666 (551 amino acids)
Biological process (GO): peptide cross-linking
Molecular function (GO): protein-glutamine gamma-glutamyltransferase activity
Source: RefSeq, a predicted model, not a curated record
CCUGGUGUACAUGGAGGACAAGCGGCUGCUGGACGAGUACGUGCUCAACGACCUGGGCAAGAUCUGGGUCGGCCCGUACGGCACGUGCCGCGGCCGCGAGUGGGUGUUCGGCCAGUUCGACGACUGCGUGCUGCCCGCCGCCAUGAUGAUGCUGGACCGCGCCAUGGGCUGCGCGCCCGUCAGCCGCGCCGACCCCAUCCGGGUCACCAGAGCGCUCUCGCGGAUCGUGAACUCCAACGACGAGGACGCGGCCAUGUCCGGCGUGCUGGCGGGCAAAUGGAGCGGCGAGUACAAGGACGGCAUGGCGCCCGCUGCCUGGACAGGUUCAGUGGGCAUCCUGGAGGAGUACCUGACCACUGGUCAGGAGGUCAAGUACGGCCAGUGCUGGGUGUUCGCCGGGGUCCUCACCACAGUGUGCCGCGCCCUCGGAAUCCCUUCUCGCGUGGUGUCUAACCUGGUGUCGGCACACGACGCCAACGCCUCUCUGACCGUGGACCGCUACUACGACCUCCAGAACGAGGUCGUCCCGUACGACCCGCUCAACUGGGAGGGCGAGGACUCGGUCUGGAACUACCACGUGUGGAACGAGGCGUGGAUGGUGCGCCCCGACCUGCCCAAGGGCUACGGCGGCUGGCAGGCGAUCGACUCCACGCCACAGGAGACCAGCGACGGGUUCUUCCAGUGCGGGCCGGCGUCGGUGGAGGCCAUCAAGUGCGGCGCCGCCGGCUUCAGCUACGACGUGCCGUUCAUGCUGGCCUCGGUGAACGCUGACUUGGUCCGCUGGAAGGAGGACCCCGGGUCGCCGCGCGGCUACACCAAGAUCUACACCAACAAGUACCACAUUGGGAAGUGCAUUUAUACCAAAGCCCCAUGGAUAUUCGACCCGAACGGAGACACUGACAGACAAGAUAUCACAAGCUCUUAUAAGGCACAGGAAGGGACUUCCAUGGAGCGUCUUUACCUCAUGAACGCCGUAAGAAACCUUGAGAGGGCGAAAGAAUUCUUUGAAGUCCCCACUUCACCUCAUGAAAACGUGAUUUUUGACCUGGUGGAGCUCGACAAAAUAAAGCUUGGUGAGAACUUCAGUGUUACUGUCAACAUCGAGAACAAAUCAAGUGAAGUUCGAACUAUCAAGGCUGCGGUUUCAGCAGCCACUAUUUUCUACACAGGCAUCAAAGAUAAGCUGGUGAAAAAGGCAACUGGAACGUUCAAGAUAAUGCCGAACAAAAAAGAUAAAUUGCAACUAAUAGUGGAUGCAGGAGAAUACAUGGACAAGCUGGUGGAAUACUGUCUUAUCAAGAUUUAUGCCAUAGCCACAGUAGAAGAAACAAACGAAACGUGGGCAGAUGAAGAUGAUUUUGAUGUCCAGAAACCGAAACUAGACAUUCAGGUGACAAAGGAAAUAACAGCAAAUGAACCAGGAACUGUUAUCUUUAGCUUCACCAACCCUCUGAAAAAAAUUCUGACAAAAUGUUUUUUCAAGUAUGAAAGUCCAGGCGUCACCAAGCCACAGUCAAUCCCAUACAGGGACGUCGGGCCGGGGGAGACGGCGCAGUUGGAGCGCAGCUUCGCGCCGCGGGCGACCGGCGAGGUGAGGCUGGUGGCCAGCUUCUCGUCCUCGGAGCUGGUCGACGUCACCGGCUCGGCGGUGCUGCAGGUCCGCUGAGACCUCGGGCCCCCACCCUACUAACCCCCGCACCUCUGCUGCUCGUGGUGCUAUGCGCUCUUGAACACUACAUCAACUUAUACUGACUUCUCAAAGACGAUUUCACCUCAAAUAAACGUAGAGUGCCAACCGAAUAUCUUCGUAGAAACUGUGUCGUAUUUAAAAUUCUGGAUUAUGUUCAUCGGUCUGAAAGAAUACACACACACACACACACGUUAAUCAGUGUUUUUUUGCGUUAGUCCUAAACAAUUUUUAUUUUUUAUUUUUCCCCCUCUUCAAUACAAAGAUCAUUUAAGUAUAAUAAUAAUAAAAGUAAGUAAACUCUCUACCCGUAAUAAUACGGAUAUAACGAUAAACUUGCGAAAAUCACAAGAUAAUUUGUAAAUCAGUGUUCUCGGUAGAUUUAAGGUUAAAUUGUUUGACGGCGUGUGUGUCGGAAUUCGACUGACAAAUUCGACUGCAGGUUCGUCGCAAAAUAUAAGAUUAAAAACUUUUUUCUACGCCUUUGGUCUUCAUUGCUUCCCAAAUAUGGUUAAUGCCUUUUCGAUAUUUCAUCUGAACAAACUGUUUUACACUGAGAGAAAUGUUGUUUUUUUUUGCCUCACAAAAUCAGUUUUGUUGCAAUUCUGAUGUAAUAUUUAUUUUUAUAAGAAAACUUAUUAGUUAUAUUUCAACUGUCGCGUUUAAAUCGUUGAAAUCAAAAUCCAUAGUGAGUACGAUCAAAAUUUUUGUAUGACACCAAAACCACAGAAUGUAGGGUAUUUGAUAUCUGUGUCUAAUCUGACAUGUGCGAUAAAUUGACAAUAAAACAUGAGAAAUUAAGUUUGCAUGUGGAACCAUGGAUGAAUAUGCAUAUAAUGUAAUUCAUUUGAAUGAACACACUUAACAUUAGGUACCACCAAUAAAAUUUAAUAAUGAGUAAAUAUAAUUAAAGAAAAAUUAAAGGUUGUUUCUGGGCUACGCUUGCAGCUCUAAAUUAAUUUUAUAUUUCUUAUACUGCAAAUAACAAUUAAUACUGAGUGUAUGUAUUUUAUUUGCGGUAAAUUCCGUGAUAACAUCAAAUUUAAUAUAGAACUCUAAUUAUUUAUAUUUUACUGAAAUGGCUAUUUGGUCCAGCCCAUAUAUCACGUUAAGCUAUUAACAGCACGUAGGUAACUAUUCGUGAUGGCGGAUUGUGGUAGUAAUGAAACUAAUUAAGAAGACAGUAUACACGAUGUAUCACAAAGCAAGUAAAAUUAAUAUUGAAAAAUUAUCAUGGUUAUUUUGCUGUGGUUGAAGAUUUUUUGUGUGUAACAUCUUAACUUUCGGUAAACGGCAAUUGGUGGGAAUGAUAGCAAAGUUAUUU